GAGAGAGAGAGAGAGAGAGAGGAUCAUCCGAUUGAUUAAGACAGAAUUGUCUACAUCGUUUAGAUUUUAAUUAGUUAAUAUGAUGGCAAUAGAACAUAACAUAUAAGUUAAGGGUAGGAGGGACAAGGUAGAAGAUACGAGAUAGGGCCGGUUAAAGACGGCCAUAACAAACAAUCUCCUCAGCCGGCGAACUCUGUCAUGAAUUGGCACAGCUCAUCAUCUCACUCUUCCAAUCCGGCCCAUCUCUCUCUCUCUGCUUUGAGGACUUAUUUCCAUUCCUUUAUAACCCUCCUAGUUUGAGGACUUAGUCAUAUCGACCCAUCUCUCACCAUUAAUAUUCCAUUUCUCUUCUCCUACAGCUUUAGCUACCUCGAGAUCUUCUCUUAUUAUUAUUCUUCUUUAUUUGUCGACCGACGUGAAAUACUGAUUUCAUGGCCAAGUUAUCCAACCAGAAAACCACUGCAAAAAAUAACAUUAUUUCUAACGCUAAUGCAGCUAAUAACACUACAGUCACAAAGGUGAAACGAACCAGGAGAAGUGUCCCAAGAGACUCCCCUCCUCAACGUAGCUCGAUUUAUCGAGGGGUCACCAGGCAUCGGUGGACCGGCCGAUAUGAGGCUCAUUUGUGGGAUAAGAAUUGCUGGAAUGAAUCCCAGAACAAGAAGGGCCGCCAAGUUUACCUUGGAGCAUAUGAUGAUGAAGAAGCUGCAGCGCAUGCUUAUGACUUAGCAGCACUUAAAUACUGGGGUCAAGAUACCAUUCUCAACUUUCCGUUAUCGACAUAUCCGAAAGAAUUGAAAGAAAUGGAGGGCCAGUCAAGAGAGGAAUACAUUGGAUCAUUGAGACGGAAGAGCAGUGGUUUUUCUCGGGGAGUUUCUAAAUAUAGAGGUGUUGCUAGACAUCAUCACAAUGGAAGAUGGGAAGCUCGAAUUGGACGAGUCUUCGGCAACAAGUAUCUCUAUCUUGGGACUUAUGCUACCCAAGAAGAAGCCGCAACAGCGUAUGACAUGGCGGCCAUAGAGUACCGUGGGCUCAAUGCUGUCACAAACUUUGACCUCAGCCGUUACAUCAAAUGGCUAAAGCCUAAUGGCCCUAACAACGACAUUUCUGGUCAGACUAAACCUAAUGUGGAGGCUAUAUUGCCCAAUGUGACCCAAAACCCUAAUGAUCAAGAACGUGGACUUGGUUUCUUCAACAACCUUGCAUACAGCCCUGGAGAAACCGUAGUGACCACUCAGCUGCCUAGACCAACAACUGCAACAUCAGCUCUAGGGCUCCUGCUUCAGUCAUCAAAGUUCAAGGAGAUGAUGGAAAUGACGACGGCCACCGACUCCAUAUCAUCGCAGCCGGAGCUGGACACGCCGCAGUGCACGUUUCCCGAUGACAUACAGACGUACUUCGACUGCCAAGAAUCGAGUAGCUACGGUGAGGGAGAUGAUCUUAUCUUCAGUGAGCUCAAUUCAUUCAUGCCACCCAUGUUUCAGUGCGACUUCACCGCUUAGAGGAGCAUGUUUGGUGGUUUAAUUUACUCUCUUUUGCAAUCUUAUUCACAUUAGGGUUCUUCUUUUUUUAAUUCUUUUUAAUGUGAAUACGCAUGGAAGGGACGUCCAUGUCUAGAACAAUGAUGCACACAAAAGAUACGAUUCUUUUGCAUAGUGAAAAUUCACUAUUGAUCAUCAUCAUGUGGGAGCAAGGGUAGGCUAAUUAUUAUUUGGUUCCUCAAAUUUCUUUUUAAUUGUAAAGAAGAAUAAAAUUAUUUCAUCAUUUUUUUAUA
Molecule: messenger RNA, 1774 nt
Organism: Prunus persica (peach)
Lineage: Eukaryota; Viridiplantae; Streptophyta; Magnoliopsida; Rosales; Rosaceae
Product: AP2-like ethylene-responsive transcription factor At1g16060
Exons: 8
Coding region: 432-1502 (356 amino acids)
Biological process (GO): regulation of DNA-templated transcription
Molecular function (GO): DNA-binding transcription factor activity; DNA binding
Source: RefSeq, a predicted model, not a curated record